Pseudophryne corroboree (corroboree frog) is the source of this 2318-nucleotide messenger RNA. RefSeq names its product fibroblast growth factor receptor substrate 2-like. Gene Ontology annotation, biological process: fibroblast growth factor receptor signaling pathway. Gene Ontology annotation, molecular function: fibroblast growth factor receptor binding; transmembrane receptor protein tyrosine kinase adaptor activity. NCBI's taxonomy places the organism in Eukaryota, Metazoa, Chordata, Amphibia, Anura, Myobatrachidae. The coding region runs from base 123 to 1496 and encodes 457 amino acids. Gene Ontology annotation, cellular component: cytoplasm; cell-cell junction. The transcript has 6 exons. The record is from RefSeq and is a predicted model, not a curated record.
CUGAGGACCGAGUUUGAGAACCUGUGCCCUAGUGAGCAAAGUGCCCUUCUGACAUUAGUUAAAAUGCAUUUCUUUUCUCUCCAUUGUGCAAAAGAAAGCAGCUUUGCAGAGUUGAUAAAGACAUGGGUCUCUGUCUCUGCACCAGAGCCAAACAUGGCGAAUUUGAAUAUGGGGCAAACCGGUUUCUGGUUGUAAAUGUGAAUGACAAUGGUGAGAAGAUCUGUCCGGGAGUUAUGGAACUUACAGAAACUUCUUUAAUUUUUCACAUUAAAAGAGGAGGGUUUGUGAAAUGGCCGUACAUCAGCCUGGUGAAAUAUGGUUAUGAUUCUAAUCUCUUUUCAUUUGUCUGUGGAAGAAGAUGUCAGACUGGAGAAGGAAUAUUUGGUUUCAAGUGUAACCAUGCUGAAGACCUAUUUAACGUAUUACAAAGGUGCAUGCAGAAUAACAGAAUCAGUGUCAUCUCUGAUACAGAAUGUGAAGCUCACAUGGGUGCUGAACACGCUUUACCGUACAGAUAUGAGACAUAUCCUUCCUUCCCAGCUGCUUCUUCAGUUCUAUCAUCUCAGAGACCGGAGCCUAUUGGGAGUGAGCUUAUGUCAGACCCAACUUUCACAGGAUCCUCAGAAGAAUCUGAUACUUCCAAUGAUGAUAAAGAGGUGAAAAUAGAAGCUGCAUACCACUCACCACUAGUAAAGAAGGUUUCCGAUGGUCAUGUCAGCCAAGCUUCCAGCUGUUUUGAGGGAGAGGAGUAUCAUGGAGUAAAAGCUUACCCGAUAUCUUUAUUUAGGAAUGUAAUUGGACGAGAAGAUAUGGAAAAUUUGAGCAGCAUUCACUCUGGAGAUUUAAACUGUGCCAUUUGGGACACUGGCUAUGACAGUGAUGACCGGUGUGAGGCUUUGUGUAUCCGAAAAAUGGGAUAUGAAAAUGUUGCAGCCAUUCCAAGAGAGUGUGUUAGGUCACGGAGCAUGUUGGUUUCAGUGAGUAGCUCAGAUUCCCAAAGUAAUAACUGUGUUUCAACAUGGGUGCCAACAGGCUGCUUUGUUAGUCAGCCCUCUUCUCCAUCUCUCUUUGAGGAAAAAUAUAGCUUAGAUCUGAAAACUCCACAUGUGAAUGAAGGAAGUCAUUUGUGGCAUGCAGUCAAACCAUAUUCUUCAGGGAGAGACUCAAUGACUUGUCAAGACUGCAUGCCUACCUAUUUUAACUAUGAUAUGAGACAAGUAACCCCUGAAUCAAACUAUGAUAUGAGACAAGCAACCCAUGAAUCAAAGACUCUCAAUUACAUCCAGGUAGAGAUGGAGGGUGGCUGUGAUUCUGACAACCCUCAGACGCCUCAGAGCCCUGACUGCUCUUUACUGGGGACCAAAGGUCCCCAGUCUGAAUUUUAUACAGAGCUGGACUUGAAGAAAACAGCUGCUCUGUCACUUAUUCAAAGGCAGUGGGCAAAAGAUGAAGGCACUAGGAAAACCAGACAUAAUGGCAAACCUUUCCCAGUUUGACCACACACACCCUCCCCAUCCCCCAAGGUUUUUGAUUUUAAUUACAUUUAAUUUUGGCAAAAACUAGUUUGGAUUUAGCACAGUCUUGGUCCUGUUUAGUCACUUGUAAGCUAUUACCCAGAACUUCUUGACUAGUGUCUUUUUUGCUCACUCACUCUGGUGAGUCACCUGACAUCAUGCAUGAGCCUGACACAUCCCCUCCCCCCACCCCACCUAGCCAAGAGAUGAGCAGUAGAUGUGAACAAGACCUCAGGAGGACAUGAUGGAUUACAUCUUUCUGUUGGUCAGCUUGGUACCUUUUUUAGGGUCUGGUGUUUUACUUGGAAUGUACCACCAGAAACUAUAUUUACAGCUUGCGUUAAUUUGCAAAAUCCAUGAACUAUUUUUUAUAUUAAUAAGAUUUUUUUUUUUCCAAAGCUCUUACAGUAUUGUCUACAGGCUGUGACUACAAGCAUUUUGUUGCCUGAUCCAAUCCUCCUGAUAGGCAGCACUAUCUAUUCACUAAGAACAGAAGUAGCCUCAUUGCUGAGUCUGCUUUUGUACUAAUAUUUCAAGAACUGGUUAAUGGUGAAAUGAUAGGUUGCGCUCAUAAAUAUUGGUUCAACCAACUUCCUUGCUGCCUCCAGUCUGUAGAUAACAAGUGUACAACCAACACCUUCCUCCCCAUUUUUAAGGUUUAUGUAAAGAAUUUUAAUAAUGGCUGCUUCUAGAUAACAUUAUUUUUUUUUUUCAGUCCACAUGACAAAGUCUAUACAUAACUUGUUUAAUUUUAGUGUCUAUACAUAAUGUGUUUCAUUUUAAUAUAAACAUUCAGAAAAAGUA